AAUAUCGAAAUGAUAGACUUGAUGGACAACGUUUACAAAAAAUUAUAAUAUGUGAUGAAGAAUGGAUACUUUUAGAAGAAUUGUGUAAAAUAUUUAAACCAUUUGAUAAAGUAACAACAUUUUUUAGUAGAGUUAAUUAUGCAAUAAUAUCAUUAAUAUUAUCAAUUAUCGAAGCAUUAAAA
Funneliformis mosseae is the source of this 182-nucleotide messenger RNA. The record is from the annotation of a GenBank genome assembly. Lineage: Eukaryota; Fungi; Glomeromycota; Glomeromycetes; Glomerales; Glomeraceae.